Aspergillus piperis CBS 112811 is the source of this 1254-nucleotide messenger RNA. Its product is annotated as monooxygenase. The record is from RefSeq and is a predicted model, not a curated record. NCBI's taxonomy places the organism in Eukaryota, Fungi, Ascomycota, Eurotiomycetes, Eurotiales, Aspergillaceae. The transcript is spliced from 3 exons. Bases 130 to 1254 code for a protein of 374 amino acids.
CUCGCCAGUAGUAUAAGAACCCUAACCUCCCCCUUCUCACCUUCUCUUCUCUUCUCCAUCUUCUUCUAUUCCCAUCUCCCCUUUCCCUCCUACCAUAAGAUUUACUUAGCUCAUACUAUCAAACCCACCAUGGCGUCCCCAUCCCCUUUGAAGAUAGUCAUCGUCGGCGGCUCUCUCUCAGCUCUAAUGCAAGCCAUCACCCUCCACCAACAAGGCCACACCAUCCAAAUCCUCGAACAAAGUCCCACUCCCACUCCGCCUUCCCACAUGGCCGGCGUCAGCAUAGGACCCGACGUCCUAGCUUUCCUCUCGCGCUACGACCGCGUCUCCCACAUUCCGUUAGGAAUCCCAGCCACUCAGCUCCAAACCGUAGACCACGCAGGCCAACCGCAGCCCUUCCUUCGCAUCCAGCGCACCAUGACCUCCUGGGAUGCAUUGUAUUUCCGUCUUCGUGCCAACUACGACGGUCUAGCCAGUGACUACAUCCCUAACCCUCCAGACCCCCUCCCUACCUUCCCAGAUGAAUCCCCAAGUGAGGCACGAGCCCGCGCACGAUACGACUAUGGCCAGCGAGUCAUCGACAUAUCCGAGAUCCCGUCAACAGGAAAGCUAGCCAUCGUCACAGAGAAUACCACCAGCAACAAUGACACGAAAAUAACAACAACAACAACACACGCAGCAGAUCUAGUCCUCGGCGCCGACGGUCCCCGCUCCAUCGUCCGCCAACUCUUCCUACCCCCAUCCCCUCAAUCUGCUGCCACCACCAACAAUGAAAACCACCGCAAAUACGCCGGCUACCUCGCCUGGCGGGGCAUCAUCCACGAAAGCCAAGUGCCACCCACAACCCUCUCCCUCUUCUCAUCCAACAUGACCUACAACAUCCGGAAACACCCCACCCACGGCUCCCACAUAAUCGUCUACCACAUCCCCGGACCCAACGGCUCCAUCGCCCCCGGAACCCGCUACCUCAAUCUCUGCUGGUACCAGAACGUAGCCGCGGAGGACCUCCCCACACUCAUGACCGACAUCCACGGCGUGCGCCAUCACACCACCGUGCCACGGGGCCUAGUGCCAGCGCGGAUCUGGGACUCGCAACGGGCGCUGGCGAAAAACGUGUUGGAUUUCCCAGAGCCGUACAUGGAACUUCUGAGGAUGAUUGAUGCGCCGUUUCUGCAUCUGAUUACGGAUUACCCGCCGAUGGGGAAGACGUGGUUUUUGGAUGUACGAAUCAGGCGGCGAUGCAUGCGCGGUUGA